Talaromyces proteolyticus is the source of this 1716-nucleotide messenger RNA. Its product is annotated as putative amino acid transporter. Lineage: Eukaryota; Fungi; Ascomycota; Eurotiomycetes; Eurotiales; Trichocomaceae. Gene Ontology annotation, cellular component: endoplasmic reticulum. The record is from RefSeq and is a predicted model, not a curated record. The transcript is spliced from 6 exons. Bases 1 to 1716 code for a protein of 571 amino acids. Gene Ontology annotation, biological process: amino acid transmembrane transport. Gene Ontology annotation, molecular function: amino acid transmembrane transporter activity.
AUGCCCAAGGAUGAGGUAAUAGACCCUGCUCGUCCUAGCGAGCGACGCGAGACGGAUGAGGACGAAGCUCAUGCUCUUCUCUCUGACUCAUUUUCCCACCAUAGUGAUGAAGACGACGACUUGGUAGUACAUUCUGGCCCCAAUGAGCGAAGUCCAGCGCGGUCGAGACCACAUAUACCACGCCAGUCCUCAAUUUCGCAGCCGGCUCCUGACGGGCAACGUCGUACACCUCGAACACCGAACCGUGUUAGAUUUGACAUUGCCGACGAUGUGAACGAGGAAGCAAGGCCGGCUAAUGGCCACGCCCACCCAAGCCCAGGGGAUGAGGACUCCUGGCUAGAAGAAGAAGACUACAUGCUGGACGAUCCACGACGCCGUCGAAGCAGUACAGGACAAACGGUACCGUUGCUGACUGACAUUGAAGCACCGAGUGUCACCCUCGCAACAUCCGAGGACUUCUUUCCGGAAGAACAUUUGGAGAGCGCUAGGCCCCGUAACGGAAUGCGCAUGGCCUUCAUGAAUAUGGCAAACAGUAUUAUCGGGGCCGGGAUCAUUGGCCAGCCGUAUGCUCUACGGCAAGCGGGCAUGGUUAUGGGGAUCGUGCUUUUGGUUUCGUUAACUCUCACCGUGGAUUGGACUAUUCGACUUAUCGUGAUCAAUUCCAAAAUGAGCGGUGCCGAUUCUUUCCAGGCCACUAUGCAGCAUUGUUUUGGGAAAAGCGGCUUGAUUGCCAUAUCAAUUGCACAAUGGGCAUUUGCCUUUGGGGGAAUGGUAGCAUUUUGUAUCAUUGUUGGCGACACUAUACCGCAUGUGUUUGCAGCAUUAUUUCCGUCCCUUCGAGAAACGUCUUUUCUUUGGCUUCUUACGGACAGACGAGCCGUGAUUGUACUUUUUAUACUUUGUAUUUCCUAUCCUUUAUCUCUGUACCGAGAUAUUGCAAAGUUGGCCAAAGCCUCGGCGCUGGCGCUAGUAAGCAUGCUUAUAAUUGUAUUUACGGUGGUCAUACAAGGAUUUCGUGUUCCGGCAGAUCUAAGAGGGGACUUGAAAGGGAAUCUUUUCGUCAACUCUGGAUUUUUCCAAGCUGUGGGGGUCAUAUCAUUUGCAUUUGUUUGUCAUCACAAUAGCCUCCUAAUUUAUGGUUCCUUGAAGAAACCAACCCUCAACCGGUUCGCGACGGUAACACAUUACUCUACCGGGGUUUCCAUGGUCAUGUGUUUAGUUAUGGGUAUAGCUGGUUUUCUGUCUUUUGGGUCAAAGACUCAGGGCAAUGUACUGAAUAACUUUCCAUCCGAAAACAUCAUGGUGAAUAUAGCCAGAUUCUGCUUUGGCCUCAACAUGCUCACCACCUUACCACUGGAAGCCUUCGUUUGUCGCUCCGUGAUGAUAACAUAUUAUUUCCCCGACGAACCAUUCAACCCGAAUCGCCAUUUGCUAUUCACAACUUCACUGGUCCUCACUUGCACAUUCUUGUCAUUGAUCACUUGUGAUCUUGGCGCUGUUUUCGAAUUGAUCGGUGCUACUAGUGCCGCGGCUCUGGCCUACAUUUUACCGCCACUUUGCUAUGUGAAACUGAGCAAGUCUAGCCAUAAAGCUAAACUACCAGCCUAUGCAUGUAUUUUGUUUGGCACUGCUGUCAUGGCUAUCAGUCUUCUCCAGGCGGUGGGCAAAAUGAUCAAGAACGAAGGCGGAUCCCAGACUUGCGGGGGUGCUAUGUGA